Chenopodium quinoa (quinoa) is the source of this 2270-nucleotide messenger RNA. RefSeq lists its product as uncharacterized. NCBI's taxonomy places the organism in Eukaryota, Viridiplantae, Streptophyta, Magnoliopsida, Caryophyllales, Amaranthaceae. Gene Ontology annotation, biological process: endoplasmic reticulum calcium ion homeostasis. The transcript is spliced from 3 exons. The record is from RefSeq and is a predicted model, not a curated record. Gene Ontology annotation, molecular function: calcium ion binding. The coding region runs from base 335 to 1828 and encodes 497 amino acids. Gene Ontology annotation, cellular component: endoplasmic reticulum.
UAUAAGACCUUGAGUUGAAAACAUGAUCUAUAUUUUUCCAAAUAAUAAUUUUUACAAUCAAGACUUUUUUUAUUUAAUUGUUUUUUGGUUUUUUUUUUUUGUGAUCACAAGGCCAAGCAAAAACUGGAGGAAAUACUGUGUAAAAAAAAAAAAGAGGACAUAUUUAGCAUAAUUGCAUAAACAAGUGUUUUAUUAGUCCAAAACAAGUUGAUAAAUCAUAAAAGCCAGGCUGCAUUUAUUGUUGGCAACAAACAACAAUAAUCCUGUCAAAAAAAACAACCAUAAUCAAUCAUCACCUCCUCUUCAUUCUCUCUUUCUCUUUGCUCAACCAAAGAUGGCGAAACGAUCGAAGACUUCUCAAUACAUCACACCAGUAACCUCUCUACUACCCCCUCGAAGCGGCGACGCACUCUGGUACACUCUCGCACUUCUCUCUCUUCUCUCUCUCCUCCUUCACCACCUCUCUCUCCCCACCUACGCCUCUCUUCCUCCCCAAUUCGAAGGUUUUGGCGAUGAACUAGAUGAAGUCGAUGACCCACUUGACUCGCAUAUUCAUCUCACUGAUCUCCCGCCUUCGCCGAUUUUAACCCAAUCCGAUUCGCAGACGCACCACGGCCCUCCUCCCCCUUCAGAUCCUAAAACCAAAGAAUCUCAUUCUUAUCCCAAAUCUGAGUACUGGGAUGAAGACGAGUUUGAGGGUCUUCCUGUGGAAUCCCAUCAAGAAUAUCCUGAAAUUACGGAGGGUGAGGGUGAGGGUGCUGCUGUUGAGGAGGAAAAAGAGGAGGAUGAGUUUGUAGCGAAAACCCAAUUCGUUGCUGAUCCUAAGUCGUUGAUUUCCGUUUACAGUAUUGAAAUUGCUUGUGUUAGCUUCUUGAUUGUGUUUGGGAUUAAUUAUUUUAGUGGGAAGAAGGAGAAUGAGAAUUUGGCGUUAGCUUGGGCUGCCAAAUUUGCAACUAAGGAUACCAUUUUCGAGAAGAAUUUCUCCCUGCUUGGGGUCGGCGAAGGGGAGGAUUCGCCAUUGUUGUUGAAAGAAGGUCAAAAUGUGUUUAAGUUUUAUGCCAGUGGUCGGCGUUAUUGCCAAGGGUUGUUGGCUACUUUGGAGUUGAAGAGUAGACAUGAUUUAAUAUCCAGGGUUUACUAUGCUGUUGUGCCUACCAAAGAUGAAAUUACUUUCGAGGUUUAUAUGAACGACGAAGCCAUGGAUCAGGUUGUUUUUGCGGUUGCUAGGAAGAAGGCGGCGAAAACUAUGCUUAAGGAGUUGCCAGAUCUUCAGAGAUUUGCUUCUUUGAUGCCAACACCAAGUAAUAAAAAGUGGCUCUCUGAGGACUUGAGUGUUGUCUCUGAGUCUAAGGAGGUUGCUAGUGAUUUAAUCACUGAAGUUGUGAUUGAUCAGGUCUUGGGAGAGAAGGCUUUUGAAAAGCUUGGGAAGUACUUUAUCUCUAUGCAUUUCUCAGACCAACAUUCUGGGGUCCAUAAAAAGAAGUUAAUGUUCAAAUUUGCUCUUCCCAAUCAUAAGAACAUGGCUGACAUGACUAGGCUUGUGGCUCUAGUGCCAUAUUACAUUGAUUUAGUUGGACGAUACAAACUGAGCUCACAGGCACGUUCCAAAACUGAUGCUGCCAGAGUCAAGGCUGCCCAAGAAGCAUACAAAGAAUUGCAGAAUGCCAGGCAAGAGAAUUUGCAAAGAAAGAAAGCCGAUAGGAGAAAGAUGAUGGAGGAGGCUGAAGCAAAGCUUAGUGCUGAGGCCAUUCGCAAGAAAGAAGCUAAAGAACGUACUCGUCAGAUGAAAAAGGCUGGGCCAAAAAUGAAAAUGACCCGUGCACAUUAAAGAUUUGAAGCUCUAUCUGGUCUGUUAAUCCUAUAUGUCAUGCUAUCAUAUGUCACACAUUGCUGCUUCUUUGUAUACGCUUGCCUUCCGUUACUUGAUCAUUAUCUGAUAAUUAAUGUACUUGAGAAUGUAUGAGCAACAAUUGGCAUUACAUAUUUCAUCUUUUUGAUGUAGACAGGUUACACUCCCUAGUCAUUUAGGGUGUAUUUGGAACUAGAGCAAUAGUUAAAACUGUAGCAUUUUUUUGACCGAAGCAGCUAUUUUAUUAUGUUAUGAUCCAUAUUCAAAGACGAGCAUUAAAGCACAACUCCCUAGUCAUUUAGGGUGUAUUCGGUGCAUAAGCAUUGGCAUGGUGGUUUUAUGUCGAGUAAUUUAGACGUUUGCAAACAUUAUGGCAAGACUAUCAAACUUUAAUAAACAUCAUCGCAUAUGGCGAGGUGAA